GGAGGGAAAACAGGACGGAGCCCUAAGGGAAACUCACCUUUGGAGGGUGUGAUCUGGACAAAGAUCCAACAAAGGAGACUGAGAAGGAGCAGUCAGACAGGUGAUCAAACAUCUGCAGACUGGGGCACCUUCCAGUAUCUUCAACUCUAUAUUGUGGCAAUAUAUGUGUAUACUUCAGUCACUAUCUAUUCCUGGAACUUACCAAGAAAAGAUUACUCAUCUAGGAAAUUCUUUGAAGAAUUUAACUUGUUUAAAGUGUCUAGAUCUCUCACGCAAUUCAUUGGUUUGUCUAGAGGGUAUUGAAUACUUAACAUUAUUAGAAAAUCUCAAUCUGUACUACAAUAAUAUUUCCUCACUAACAGAAGUAUUUCGGCUUCAUCAGUUAACUGUACUAAAAGAUGUGGACUUGCGACUGAAUCCUGUAGCUAAGAAUGAGCCUGAUUAUCGUCUUUUUCUUGUGUAUAUAAUUCCAAGACUUAGACAGUUAGAUAAUCGUUUAGUGAGAGAGAGUGAACGAAAAGCAUCUCUUUCACAUUUUUCUAUGGAAGAAACAUUUGAAUCAAAACAGAUUUCUUCAAAUUCACUGAAAAACAAAGCAGAAAGAGAUCGACAUUCCAGAACAAAAUACAUUGACUCCCUAACAAAGAAGUGUUCAGUCAUGGAUGCAGAAGAUGAAGCUGUUCUGAAUCUGAUUGCCAAAUGUGAAUUGGAUUUAAGUAAGCCUCCUGGGAUUACAAGUGCUAGUAAAAAAGACUGUGCUGUACCUGAAUUUCAUAAUUUGCAAGGUUCUAGACAUCUCCCAAGUCCUAAAACAUUGCCAAAUAUCUCUGAAGAUAACUUAAGGGGCUACGAUAGAAAAAAAAGCAGCAGCAAAGUGAGUUUUCUGGAUGAUAAACUUAAUGAACAUCCCAAAUUGAAAUGUCAAGAUGAAAUAGAAGGUCAGCAUAAACAUAUGUCUCUUAGUCUUUUUGACUUCCAACCCUCAGAAUCUACAGGAAUAGAGGGACCAUUCAAUAAUCCUGAACAGAAGAAAGUUACCUCCGCUCAAAAAAUGCUAAUAUCUUUAGCUACUUCUGGAAUAACACAUAAAAGAAAAGUGCUUAAUAGAAGAUUACAAUCAAUUCAGGAAGAGAAUUGUCAGGACCUUUUGGAAAGAAAUAAUAGAUUACCCAGUGCUGAUGAAAGUAUUUUCAGCCAAGAAAUGGAAAGAAAAAUGAAAUUGGAAAGAAAAAAUGACAGAAGCUUUUCUAACUUUGAUAGAUCUGAACCUGAUAGAUCUGAACAGCCAAGGACUAAAAAUAUAAAUGCAUCUGUCAAAGAGGUGUCAAAAUCUCAUUCAACAACACAGACAAUGAGUAAGGAUAUGUUUGAAAUACCACUCUUGGAUACUCUUUUGGAUUUAGUGGAUAAAUAUUGGAAUGGUCGCAAAUCUCUACAAUCCAAUGAGAAGUUUAUUUGUCAGGCAAGACAUGUUUUGUCUUCUGUGCAAAUAUCUGCAUCCAGUCAGGAAAAUUCAUCAAUCAUGAGUGAAAAAAUUAAUCAUUUGAUUUUAGAAAACAAAGCCUUACAAAAUCUGGCUGAACAGGAACAGCAGUACAAUAUAAGGAUUAGUGGACUGAUGUUGGAAUUAAACAACACACUUAAGGAGAUGGAUACCUUGAAACAACAGUUAAGCAAGUCACUGGAAGAAAACAAUAGUUUAAAAUCACGUUUGUUAAAUAUGGAACAAGGUGCCAAGCAGGAAGAUUCUUCAGCUCUAUUAACUGUGCAGAUUAAUGAACUUCAAAACAGUAAUCAGGAGUUAUCCAGUGAAAUUGAUAACUUAAAAGAACAUCUUGAACACUAUGCCAAGAUUCAGGAACUGACAGAGAUGCUUCAGGAAAGUCACAGUUCUUUGAUUUGUACUAAUGAACAUCUUUUGCAAGAACUCACUCAGACCCGUAUUCGACACAAGACUGAAGUUGAGCAGUUACACUGGAGUUAUAAUGAGUUAAAAAAGACAAUGUCUCAGUUUCCUCUUAGCAACUCUGACCUCAGCAGUAGUUAAUAUUUAUGGAAUGUUGAAGAAUAUACUUUUAACUCUUCAGUCCAUUUUCGUACCUACAUUUUAAAAUUAUAUUGAAAGUGUUUUUACCUCUGAUCUUUGUAUUUCUUCAUAUUUAAUUGUUUAGGAAAGAUUUCAUUAAGAUAGAUUUAUUUUCUGAUUUUGGAAAUAUUUAUGUGGGGAAACAACUCUUAUUUUAAAGUUUCUUAAAUAUCCUAGGGAAGUAAAACUGUAAGGUGUUUUUUGUCUGGGGAAAUCCAAAUCCUAAGCAUGUAAAUAUGCAGCAGGCAUUGAAAUUUCUUAAGAUGGAGUGAGCAUUAGUGCUUAAACAAAUAUUCAAAGAUACUCUGUGUAGCCUUUUAUUAUCUGUUAACUAAAACUGCUAAAUUGUUAAAUAGUGAUUGUUAUUUCAUAUAAUAAGUAUCUACAAGGGAAAUUUACUUGUAGAUAUUUCUUAUUAUGUAGUCCUGAAAAUUUGGUUAUAAAGUGAUUCUUUGUAAGUUUAAUACUAACUUCUCAUUGAGUUCCAUAAUUUUCAUUAUCAUAAAUGGGGUGCAUUUUCACAGGAACAAAAUUUGGCUCAAAAUAUAAUCAGAAUCCACUUUAAAAUUCAAGAAACAACCUAUAUUAAAAAGAAAAUAUUUUUUCUAAAUUAUAAUCAAAAUAAGUCAGAAAGUGCAAAGAAAAGUAUGUAAACUGCCCCUGUUGGAAACUAAAUCAAGUGGAUUGAGUUUUCUUAUAGCAAAAACAUUUGGAGGUUGCAUUCUUGACCAGGAUCCUAGUCUCAGUAGUAUUAUUUUGAAAGCAAAGAGAACAACUAUGAUCCCCUCUAAUCAUUUAAAAAUUGUGUCAUAGAAUUUUACAACUGAAGUACCAGAAAUCAAUUAAUCUAACUUCCUUGUUUUAUGACUAAGGAAACCAAAGACCCAUACAAUUUAAGUGAAUUCCUAAAAUUAUUGUGACAGAGCAGAGGCUGGAACCCAGGUCUCUUGACUUCUAUUUCAGUGCUAUUUCCACUAUUUCAUGAUUUCUCUCUUAUCAUGGUCCUAUAAAAUGGGCAUAAAUGGGCAAUACAGGUUACAUAAUGGGCCUCAGUAUUCACAUAAUAUACAUGUAAACAAUAGAUAUACACAAAACAAAGGUCUACUUUAUCAUAAAUUUGACCUAUCUAAAACUAAAGUGCUCGUUAUAAUAAGCAUGAACAACAUUUAGGUAACAGUUUUUCUUGCCUUCUUAGAAUUUUAAAAGCUCAAAAUUUUUUAAGGCAAUAUUGUUGCCUAAAUUUUAGUUAAUACUUGUGGCCAGCAUUUUAGCGUUAGCAUUUUGUUUAUAUCUCUUGUUAAUAUGAAUUUAAUUUUAAAGGGAUGAUUUGAAGACCCUUUGGGUUUUUUUGUUGUGGUUCAGUCAUU
Phascolarctos cinereus (koala) is the source of this 3453-nucleotide messenger RNA. The record is from RefSeq and is a predicted model, not a curated record. NCBI's taxonomy places the organism in Eukaryota, Metazoa, Chordata, Mammalia, Diprotodontia, Phascolarctidae.